Etheostoma spectabile (orangethroat darter) is the source of this 3040-nucleotide messenger RNA. It is a transcript of the gene acap3b, whose product is annotated as ArfGAP with coiled-coil, ankyrin repeat and PH domains 3b. The transcript is spliced from 26 exons. Bases 297 to 2903 code for a protein of 868 amino acids. The record is from RefSeq and is a predicted model, not a curated record. Gene Ontology annotation, molecular function: protein binding; GTPase activator activity. Gene Ontology annotation, cellular component: cytoplasm. Lineage: Eukaryota; Metazoa; Chordata; Actinopteri; Perciformes; Percidae.
CCUCCAAUGGUUCUCUAGAGGUGUUACGGCGGGUUUUAACUAGUCGGCGCUCUCCUCUUCUUUUUCAGUCUCCACGGUGCAGCAACGCCUCUCGCCUGUCUCGGCAGCCGUGGCAGCCGUGUAGUAGUAAUCUGACUACCGCGCACCGAGCUCGCAUUUUGUGUGCCACCGGGAGAGGGGCGACAGACUGCUGCGCGUCAAGGGACACCAGUCACCAUCCGGACGGUUCAAGCUACAUCGCGCCGUAGGCAAUGACAUUGGCAGACUGAAGUGGGAAUACACUAGAAAACGCAACAAUGACGGUGGACUUUGAAGAAUGUAUAAAAGAUUCACCCCGAUUCAGGGCUGGCAUUGAUGAUGUGGAGACGGAUGUGGUGGAGAUUGAGGCAAAGCUUGACAAGCUGGUAAAGCUGUGCAGUGGGAUGAUCGAUGCUGGUAGGGUCUACGUCAGCGCCAACAAGCUCUUUGUUAACGGCAUAAAGGACCUGUCCCAGCAGUGCAAGAAAGAGGAGAUGAUAUCGGAAUGUCUUGAAAAGUGUGGUGAAAGCCUCCAGGAGAUUGUCAACUACCACAUGAUAUUGUUUGACCAGGCUCAGAGGUCAAUCAAGCAGCAGCUUCACACCUUCAUUAAAGAGGAUGUUCGUAAAUUCAAGGACACCAAGAAGCAGUUUGACCGUGUGCGAGAGGAUAUGGAGCUGGCCCAGGUGAAGAACGCCCAGGCUCCCAGGAACAAGGUGCACGAGGCUGAAGAGGCCACACAGGCCCUCAUCCUCAGCCGCAAAGCCUUCAGGCACCUGGCACUAGACUACGUACUACAGAUUAAUGUUCUUCAAGCCAAGAAGAAGUUUGAAAUCCUGGAUGCAAUGCUGUCCUUCAUGCGUGCCCAGUACACUCUGUUCCAACAAGGCUUUAACAUCUUGGACGAGAUUGACCCCUAUAUGAAAAAACUGGCAGCACAGCUGGAUCAGCUGGUCAUUGACUCGGCCAUGGAGAAAAGGGAACUGGAGCACAAACACGCCCUAAUCCAGCAAAGAACUCUGAUGCAGGACUUUUCUUAUGAUGACCCCAAGUUGGAAUUCAAUGUUGAUGCUGCCAAUGGUGUGGUCAUGGAGGGCUAUCUUUUCAAGAGGGCCAGCAACGCCUUCAAGACCUGGAACAGGCGGUGGUUUUCAAUACAAAACAGCCAGCUGGUCUACCAAAAGAAACUCAAGGACUCUUUGACAGUGGUGGUGGAAGACCUGAGGCUGUGCUCUGUCAAAUUGUGCGAAGAUAAUGAGAGGAGGUUCUGCUUCGAAGUGGUUUCACCUACUAAGAGCUGCAUGCUGCAGGCUGAGUCUGAGAAGCUGCGGCAGGCUUGGAUCCAGACAGUCCAGGCAAGCAUCGCCUCGGCUUACAAAGACAUCGCCGACAAUUACUACAUUGAGCGUUUGGACCGGACAGCCUCGCCCUCCACCAGCAGCAUUGACUCUGCCAGCGAGGCCAGAGAGAGAGGGGAGAGGGCUGAUAAGGGAGUUCGAGGAGGCGGGGAAAGCCUCCUCCAGAGGGUACAGAGCCUGCCUGGCAAUGAGCUAUGCUGUGACUGCGGCCAAAUAGCUCCCUGCUGGGCCUCCAUCAACCUAGGAGUGCUGCUCUGCAUCGAGUGCUCAGGGAUCCACAGGGGGUUUUUGGGCCCCCUUGCUCAAAGGGGCGUCACUGACUUUGACCGGGUGCUUUGCAAAACAAUUUCUGUCUUUCAUCUUUGUCCUUCUUCCUUAUUAUUCAUUUUACUGUUGGGGUUUUUUGGGGGAACACCGGAUAAACCUUUUAUGGGGGACCUGCGGAGGGGGAGCAAAAAAAAAAAACCGGGUCCAUCAAAUUUAAGACAGGAGAAAGAGGCCUGGAUCAAGUCUAAGUAUGUGGAGAAACGCUUCCUGAAGAAAAUAAGUGGGAGUGAGGCCUUGGUGGAGGGUGAAAGGAAGUCCCGGCCCUGGACGGUGAAGAAGUGCCGGCGACACAACAGCUCUGUUCGCGUCCCCAACAAGGCCCGCAGGAAAUACCAUCGCUACGAGCGGGGCAGCGCUUCACCCGCAAACCUCUCAGCAGCAGCUGCAGCAAAGUUUCGCCGGGACUCCCUGUUCUGUCCAGAUGAGCUGGAUUCAUUAUUUUCCUACUUUGACACUGGCUCAGGUCCUCGCAGCCCCGCAGGUCUUAGCAGCGACAGCGGUCUGGGAGGAAGUACCGAUGGCAGCACAGAUAUCCUGGUUUUUGGCUCAGUGGUGGACAGUGUCACAGAAGAAGAGGAGGAGUCAGAGGAGUCCUCCAGUGGUGAAGUGGAGAUUGAACAGGAAGUGUCUUCAGACUCCGAAGACCCAAGAGAGCUUCACCCUGGGGCGCUCCUCCACCGAUCCUCCCAUCUACACAACCUGCCACUCAUGGCGGAGGCAUUAGCACACGGUGCGGACGUACAUGCUGCAAGUGAGGAGGAGGAGGGCAGAACGCCACUGAUUCAGGCCGUGGUCGGGGGCUCUCUGAUAGCUUGUGAGUUCCUGCUACAGAACGGAGCCGAUGUAAACCAGAGGGACAUGCGAGGCCGAGGCCCGCUGCACCAUGCCACCUACCUGGGACACACUGGUCAAGUGUGUUUGUUCCUGAAGAGAGGAGCAUCACAGACAGAGGUGGAUGAGCAGGGUCAUGACCCCCUAAGCAUCGCUGUCCAGGCUGCCAAUGCAGACAUCGUCACCCUAUUGCGUCUUGCCCGGAUGAAUGAGGAGAUGCGAGAGGCUGAGGCUCCCUUGGGUCAACCAGGGGUUGCCACGGGCAGCAGGAGAGUUAAACCCAAGGAUGUUCGGGAUAGAGUGACAUCUCCAAUGUUGGUGUCUUUCGCGAGUUUUCUCUCCUCGCAUCUCUCCAGCCCGAGAAGUUGAGGAGAAGGAGUAUACAGUUCAGUCAUUGCAAGAAGCCACAGUGACCAGUGACCACCUUUCAGUCACUUCGGAGAGGGAGGCAGCCACAUGCCCUUACAAAGACGCCUUGAUGCUGGGGAGUGAGUGCCGCAGGUGUA